AUGUCCGCAACGUUUCUUGUCACUGGAGGUGCGGGCUUUAUGGGCUCGCACAUGGUGGACUUGCUAUUGCAAGAGUACCCAAACCACAAAGUUGUGUGUAUCGACAAGCUUUCCUAUGCGUGCUAUCAUCUGACUAAAAAUAUCGAAAGAGCACUUCGGAACCCGAACUUUCGUUUUCUACAGUGGGACCUUGCGCAGGAUUACGAGCUUCUUCACAAAUUAUUGGUUGAGGACUGGGAAUCCUCCCGCAUCACCACCGUCCUCAACUUUGCGGCUGAGACAUGCGUGGACCGCUCAUUCGAUGCCCCACUUUACUUCACCACCAACAACAUUGUUGGCCUCCAAAACUUGCUCGAGUGUUUACGACACCUUUUUGAGCGGCGGCCUGAAUUGCGCCUGAAAUUACGCUUUGUACAUGUAUCCACGGACGAAGUAUACGGUGAACAAGAGCCGUGGGAAAGUUCGGCCGAGGAAAGUGCAUUAAAACCGACAAGCCCAUACGCGGCCACCAAAGCAGCUUGUGAUCUAAUAAUAGGCGCGUACGUCAAGUCUUUCCAAGUGGCGGCCACCAUUGUCCGACCUAAUAACGUGUAUGGGCCACGCCAGUUUCCCGAAAAGCUAGUGUCUGUAUGCUUGACGCAAUUGCAGAAGGUGCGUCUGUCCCUGGAUGCACUUGCCCUUGAAUCGCGCAUACCUUUGCAUGGCCUGGGUGAGUACACGAGAAUGUACUUGCAUGUAUUCGAUUUUGUCCGUGCAGUCAACGUGAUUUUGAAGAAAACUCACCUGUUGGAAGGAGAGUUGCCUGUAUUCAACAUUGGCACUGCUGAUGAGAUUCUGAACAUUCGAUUUGUGCAAAUGAUCAUCGAUGCGUAUAUGCGGAUCAGGUUUGGACAAGAAAACACUGACUACUCCAAAUACAUUAGGUUUGUGAAGGAUCGCAAUUACAACGAUAAGCGAUAUGCGAUCGACUCAUCAAAAGUAAAAGCCUUGGGCUGGCGCCAACAAGUUUCGUUGGAAGAAGGCAUAACGCAGCUUGUGCAAGAAGCAACUUCGCAUCGUGCAACGAAGUUAUAA
This is a messenger RNA of Clavispora lusitaniae ATCC 42720, 1074 nucleotides long. It is a transcript of the gene GAL102, whose product is annotated as Gal102p. Lineage: Eukaryota; Fungi; Ascomycota; Pichiomycetes; Serinales; Metschnikowiaceae. The record is from RefSeq and is a predicted model, not a curated record. Gene Ontology annotation, molecular function: dTDP-glucose 4,6-dehydratase activity.